Molecule: messenger RNA, 579 nt
Organism: Nannospalax galili (Upper Galilee mountains blind mole rat)
Lineage: Eukaryota; Metazoa; Chordata; Mammalia; Rodentia; Spalacidae
Product: interferon lambda-1
Exons: 5
Coding region: 1-579 (192 amino acids)
Biological process (GO): positive regulation of immune response; defense response to virus; cell surface receptor signaling pathway via JAK-STAT
Molecular function (GO): cytokine activity
Source: RefSeq, a predicted model, not a curated record
AUGGUUGCAGUGUGGCUGCUGCUCCCUGCAGCCAUAAUGCUGGGCUUGGCCAUAGCUGCUCCUUUCCCUCCUUCCAAGCCCACCACUGCCAAGACUAGCUGCCAUAUUAACAGCUUCCAAUCUCUGUCACAACAGGAGUUAAAUACCUUUAAGAAAGCCAAAGAUGCUUUGGAAGAGACAUUGCUGCAGAAGGAUGUCAGGUGCAGUACCAAGCCAUUCCCCAGUGGCUGGGACCUGAGACAGCUUCAGGUGCAGGAGCGCCCCGAGGCCUUGCAGGCUGAGCUGGCCCCGACGUUGAAGGUUCUGGAGAGUGUGGCUGAACCAUCCCUGAGGACCCUCCUGUAUCAGCCUCUUCACACACUGCGCCACAUCCGCUCCCAGCUGCAUACCUGCAUCCCGGGUCCACCCAUCGCAGACCCCAGGCCCCAGAGCCACCGCCUCUCCCACUGGCUGCACCUGCUCUGGAAGGCCCAGAAGAAGGAGACUCCUGGUUGCCUGCAGGCUUCGGUCACCUUCAAUCUCUACUGCCUGCUCACCCGGGACCUGAAAUGUGUGGCCAGUGGAGACCAGGGUGUGUGA